Molecule: messenger RNA, 342 nt
Organism: Plasmopara halstedii
Lineage: Eukaryota; Oomycota; Peronosporomycetes; Peronosporales; Peronosporaceae
Exons: 2
Coding region: 1-342 (113 amino acids)
Source: RefSeq, a predicted model, not a curated record
AUGACUUAUCCACAUGCAUUGGAGGUUACUGGUCGUUCUCUACGGGCCAUACUAGUAAAGCUUUUUGCAGGUGAAAUGGACGCGCUAGUAGGUGAAUCUUGUCAGAUUCGUCCAGCCAUUGUGCAUCUUCCGCCGAACACGCGUGUGAGAUCUUCCAAAUAUGGAUUGUCUGCAGAAGAGAUGUCUGCAAUGCCCAAUUUCGCACUUCAAUCUGGAUCAGGACCACAUGAAGUGAAUCGACGCUUGGUUAAGCAUUCGUCAAGCUUCCAUAUAAUAUUUGACAUUUUGAAGAAGCAGCUUACGACGACGAUGAUGAUCACCAAAUACCUAAAACUGAUUUGA